CAGGGCAUUAUACUUGUAUACGAUAUAACCCAGGAGAAGAUAUUUGAAAACAUUUCAAAGUGGCUACGGAACAUAGAAGAGGUACAGUUAAGGCUCUCAUAACCUUGGCAAUCCAUAAGACUUUUCGUUCUCGUUUCAUUUUUUUGUUUCAUUCCAUUGUAAGAAGUACAAGAAAUAUCACAAAUUUCAUUUUCCUAUUCCCAACAUACGAAAGAAAUAAUAUAACUAAACUCUAAGAAUUUGAUGGAAAAAAAAAAAAAGAAAUUAUUUGGGGUUCCCUUAAAGAGUAUCAAAUUAAAGACACUUCCGCGGAGCAAUUUGCAAACAAUGAUCUCAGUCGAAUCUACAGGAAAAAUUACUCGUUUUUUCGCCUAAAUGGGGGAAAGUUAUCAAUAAUGCUCGUUUUUCUAAGCAUUUCAUCUUUUCGUACCACAUGAAUUUUGUCAAUCGACUAACAAUCCCAUGAUCAUCUUUAGUAAUUGUAAACCGGCGUUUAAAAAUGUGGGUCGGAAGACUCAUGUACUAUUUGCAUAAGGCUACAUAAAUGAGUUAAGUUAAGUCGAUAAUAAGGGCUACAAUAGGUAGAUUUUAUAACAUAGCACUUAACAAUAUUGCACAAACAUCUCAAGCUUGAUAUAGCUCACCGUCAUUGUUUGAUAGCUUGCCAUCACUGAUGAAAUCUAGGUCUUCUUCCAGUUUCAAAACACUUCUUUUACAACAAAUUUCAAUUCUUUCUUCUUUUGACGGUCUUGUCAUAUAAAUUAGAUCGUCUCAACCGAAACACGCACACUGCCAAAUAGGUCUCCAGUGUUCUUCUUGAUAACUCUCAGCUCCAGAAGUACAAAAUAUAAGACUUAAUUGGCCAAAACUGGUCUCUGUGAGAGCCAUCGUCUUUCAGGGUUGCUUCGGUCCUGUGGGCGUUCUUGACGUUUGGUUGCAGUUGAAGAUCUUUCUACAAUAGAGUGUAACCCGGAGCUUUGCUUGCAGUACAAUUUUCGCUUGUAGAAGCUGGCACAUUAUAGAAUCUCAGCUUGCAAUCACUAUGAAUAUCUCUCUGGUGAUAACAACCUCACUAGUUUUCUUAUCUUUACUUUCAAACUGUAUGUUUCAAAAUCAUGUUAGAAAUGUCUUUAUCCACCCUCGAGUAUGGUCAAUUAUCAGAUCCUGAUAGAUGAGAGGUAGAUCCUAGAAAGCUUUAUUUUGUAAAAAGUUAAACAUGCCCCUUCGAAAAGCAUGAAGUGAGACAGAGAAAGGAAGGACAGAAUCGCCAGCUCAGCGAUAAAACCCAGUUCGAAAACAGCUGCACAUUUUAUUCCCUCGCCGAACUCAAAUAACUCCGUAUGUACGACAUCACAAGGUCACCCCUUAGUACCACAGGAUACCCAAGUACCACAUAGGGAGUUGCGUUGUCCAAACGUCAAACGCAAUAAAACCUAAGUGUUGCAAAUUUUAUUUAUUCUGUCAAGCACACAAUUGUUUUUAUGGGACAGAGAAAGUCUUCAGAUCACCCUUUAAUUCUUUUUCCCCACUCUAUUUUAGCAUGCAAAUGAAGAUGCAGAAAAGAUGAUCCUUGGUAGCAGAUGUCAUAUGGAAGAUAGAAGAAUUGUCAGCAAGGAAAACGGGGAGCAGGUGAGUUGACUGAAGUGUAAGACACUUCACAGUAGGUUCACCAAAUCAGAUGCAACAAAUCUGUGGUCUCCUAAAUGGUAAUCUUGGGCUUUCUGGAGGAAAAAGGGGUAGAGUGAAACCUGGUUACAGGUAAAUACCAUCAUCAUUAUCAUAAUCACUGUUUGCCCUUGUUGAGAACAGGACCAGCAAUCAAGUUGUUUCAACACAUUUACUUCUUCGCUGCAUUUUCUGAAUCUCAGGCACAUUCCCCUUGUUUCUUUUUCCAGUCCUGGCCCCAGUUAUUCAAAAGGUGGGUAACGCAAUCCACCGGCUAAAUCUCUAACCAGUGGAUAACGCAAUUGGUUUCCCUUUACUACUUAUCCACUGGAUAGCGCUAUAUCCACCUUUUACAGCAACUGGGGCCUGGACAUUGCCAUGUCUUUGUUAACCCUUAUUGCACUUACCUGUGGGUGCCAAUGUCAGUUGUGAUGUUGGGAUAAUAAGCAGAUGCCAUUCGUAGAAACCUUAAUAAAGUACGACAAUAUAUAGUAAUGAAAAUGUGGAGACAAGUCUUAAUAGCUGUUUUUUUCUUUGCUUCCUUUUUUGCUUUAGUUGGCUAAAGAGCACGGUGCCCAGUUCUUUGAAGUAAGUGCCGAAGAGAAUAUCAGCAUCAAGGAAGCCUUAUACAACCUAGCUGAAAAAAUGCUCGAGAAGAAACUGUCCACGGACAAUGAGGAAACUUCUCAAAACAUUCGCGUCAGUGAUACCGAAGAGAAAAAGGGGAGGUGCUAUUAA
Molecule: messenger RNA, 2403 nt
Organism: Porites lobata
Lineage: Eukaryota; Metazoa; Cnidaria; Anthozoa; Scleractinia; Poritidae
Source: the annotation of a GenBank genome assembly